CGCGGUUCUAGAUUGGAUAGAGUUCAGUAAGGUCACCAGCCUCGCCGGUACGCGGAUUUAUGUUUCUACGUGCUCUUGCGUUUCUCCAGGAUCUUUUUUCGUGUUGAAAUCGCGCUCGCUCUUUAAUUUCUCUCUCUCUCUCUCUCUUUCUCCCUCUCGCCACGUCCGACGUCCGACCAUCCGACCGCGACAUCGUUCCGUCGCGAACAGUCCGACGAUAGUUUCGCUCGUUCCGCUGUGCUCCGCUGCCAUUUCCGAGCUGUCGUCAUCGUCCGUUUCCCACGGACGCGGGGACGCAGUCGGCCGACGUCAGCUGCUGAUACGUCGCGCACAAGUUCCUUCCGCAGUUCUGAGGAACCAACUUCUUCUCUACAGAGCAGUAGUGCGAGGAACAAAUCAAAAAGGAAGAGGAAAUUGUGAAGAAUAUAAGAGGAUAUUUUCACGCAAAAGAGAGAGAGAGAGAGAGAGAUGGCCAAGAAGACUCAGAUGGUAAUAAUGUAUCUUCUAAAAUACUAAAAGAUCACCAUUCAGCAUUGAAAUUAAAAUGUUGGAUUCUGAGAGAAAUUGAUUUUUGAAAGUAUUUAAUAACAAUGGCAGAAAAUAUAGAGGAAAAUAUUAAUAAAUCAGUGGAAAGCAACAUGUCAGAAAUUUCUAUAGCAGACGACAGAAUAGUUUCCUUCGAUAAGGAAAAUCAUGAACAAAUAAAUAUCGACGAACCAUCUACUUCUAAAGAAUCUUCAGACAUUACUGCUGAAAAAGAGAAAAUCGAAGAUACGGAUUUACAUAAUUCCGAACAGCAACAAAAUACUUCUAAAACUGAUUGCAAUGGAGAUUUGAAGGAGAAAACUAAUCCCAAGAAGAUUGAAUCUGGGACUAUUGAAUCCGGGAUUAUUGAAUCUGAGAUUAAACCUUCCGAGACUAACAAAUCUGAGACCAAAGAUAGCAGUUUCAAUGAAUCUAGUUCUGCAGAAGCAAAGAUAGAUGACACCAUUUUUGCUACCACUCUACAGAGUAGCUUAAAUGAGAUCAUAAAAGUUGUUCAUGGAGAUUUGGCGAUGGAGAUACUCCGAUGUUCUAAUGAUAUUACGGAAAACAAUGACGAAGAGAAUAAUGAAAAAGAUCAACAAACGGUAAGGAAGGAAGAUGACGUUUCGAAAGAUGAUACGACUGACAGUGCAAAGGAAUGUACUGUUUUCCCGACCGCAGAGGACAAAAAUGAUUCGAGAGAGUCUUCGAACAAAACGGAAGAGAAAUCAAACAUCGGAAUUGUUCAUUCUCCGACCGCGUUUGGCGAACUUAUUGAAGAACAGCUUGCUAGCGAUUCUGCAUUAUCGACUGAUCGCGCGGAUCACAUAGUAGAAUGGGUCAAAAACUCGGUGGUAAACGCCAACAAGGAGGGUACUAUUGUCGAAAAAAGUAAAUUUAAGAUAUAUGAAGAAAACACGACGAACGAGGCAGAGAAACGAAAGAUGACUACUGUCACUCCACCUUUCAUAUCACCCAAAAAAUCGUUGAAGAUAGUAGUUAACAACAUUAUAAAGAAGAGUAUUAAGUGUUUAAACAACAAGAUGCACGCGAUGGAGGGUGCGACCGAGAGUAAGCGAAAGGUGGAUACCGCAGAGGAUGACAAGACGUCCAGAUCAUCGCCGUCGCCGAAAGUACCUCAAAGCCAGCAGAACGGCGCCGCUCUUCCGGAGGAAACAGCGGCAGCGCCGACGGCAUCGGUGGGUCGUCCACGCAAGAAGAAGGACGACUCGCGCUGCGAUACUGAGACUUCGAAUACUAAGGGCAGACAGCUGCUUGCGAGUACGUCGCGACAAAGUGCGACGACUCCAAGUGAUGUCGUGCAGCCGCGUCACGUUAAAGCAGGGUCUGAGCCGGUUGAGAUUAGAAAACGGAAGUCAACUCUACAAGUUUCACCUCACUCAGGAAAUCCUCCUAAGAAGAAAUUUCGCGACAACUACACACGAGAAGAAUACAUUUCGAAUAUUGUGGGCGACAACAACGAAAGUAUUGAAGACCUUGUGGCAAAAGCUGAUCAAUUGCGAGCCGAUAUUUUAACACUUGAAAACUUAGCACAUGCCAAAGAAAUGGAAUGGAAUGAGAUCUUGAGGAAGAGGAAACUCAAAGAGGAGGCAUAUCAGAGGCUCGAAAGGAAGAUACAAACAACAGCUUACAUGGAAAAUGACGGUCAGUUGUCGGAAACUUUACCGCCACGAUCAUCUGUGAGUUCGGCCGAAUGGGAGAACAAUGGCAGCAAUUCCGUAUCGAAGGAGAGAUCUUUCGAAAUUAAGGAAGAUUUAGGCGAGAGAUCUUCGGAUUCAUCAGGUUCGAAGAAAGAGAAAAUCCCGAAAGCUAGCUCGCAACAACGAGCGACUCCUCCGAAAACCAAUGGCGAGAGCAGUCGUAAACAGAAUGAGGUGUCGAGUCCGGAAAGUCGGCAGAUCGGAGAAGGCCGUCAAGGUGCAAUAGUAGAUGUCAGAUCCAUUAUUGCCGACCACAGGCUUAAGCAUCCAGAAACUGUACCAAGAAGCACCAUUCCCAAUUGUAGAGGACGACGAUUGAGAAAUUCGAACGUGAACAUCAAUCUCGGUGCUGGCGGCGCUAUGGUUGAAACUGGACACAAUGCUGAUUCGAGACCAUCUAGCACAGAAUCGUGCAAAAGUAAUCCAAGCACGAACGAUCCCAUGAACUAUAAAGACAUGCUAGUACAAUUUGCUAAGUUGAGUCAGCAAGGUGAACCCAAGGUACCGCAGAAUUAUCCAGAUGUGACGCUUCAUCCUGUGACACUUUCGUCUGCCCAGAAUACUCAGCCAACCGGCUCGUUGCUCCAUGGAAUUCUAACAAAAGCUCAAACGCCGAGAUCCUCGACUUUUUCACCUACUUUAGCAAGAUUACUCACUGCGCCUGAAAGAGAAAGGAGUUCCCCGGCGGCCGCAGCGGCAGCGGCGGCGGCGGCGGCAGCAGCGACGUCAGCGUCUAUGUCGCAGCCAAGCGCCACGACUCAGCACCUUUUGCAGACAUACCAAGGCUCUAAUAUGGUUUCUAUAAAUGAUCUCCUGUCUUCUUCCAAGGCUCGCACAGAGAUAACUAUAACCCCCGUCGUUAACACUCCCGCGCAAUCUCACUCCAACGAUUUAAUUCAAGUGGAAGAUAUAGAGGACGAAACAUCGCUAAUUGAUGAUAGGAAAGGAAACUCAGUGAUUGGAAGAGAUGGUAAACAAAUAGUGAAGGACAAUCCACCUUCACCAAAUGCUCCGCCAAAAUGUCAGGGAUGCAUAAUUCGACCCGCACAGUUUGUUUGUGCCGGAUGUGGAAAUCAGUGGUAUUGUAGUCGUUCAUGUCAGGUACAUGUCAUGUCAAGUGCACACUUGCUGCAUGGGCAACACACUCCGAUCACUGUCCGCCGGAGCCCGAGAAUAGCAAAACAAAGACCAAUGUUUAACUCCCGAGAUCCCUGCAUGUCCGAUGUAUACAAUGGCAUCAGGCAAGAAAUAUCAAUAUAACUGAGUACGAAUCUAGUCAAGGAAGGAGUUCAAGGAUGUAAUUCAUAUUGAGGGACAAAUGAGAUGCGGAGAGGAUCGAAAAGGGAUUAUCGUGUGUGUGUAUCGUAUUGAUGAAUAUUGAAAAAAAAGAAAGAUCGAAGUGAAUGGAUGAUGUCCUAUUUAUCACAAGCAUUUACUGAUCUCCCAUCUUGAAGGAGAUUUCACGCUGUCACGUUCUGUUCUUUGCAGAACGAAUUCGUGAAUUUUCUUGCACUUUGCUCGAGCUUUAGACGAAAAUUGUCUUCUUUGGAUGAUAAAAAUUUCAAUGACGCGAUAAUCGAUGCUAUUGAUUAACGAGCCUUGUGUGUUAUGUAUAAUUCUUUUUCUUUUAGACUUUACUACACUAGUCGAAAAUUUUUGAAUGCUCGAAAAAUGAGCGAGAAAGAGAAUAAGUAAUUUCGUGGCGCUUUGUGGGAGUGGAGCACAAUACUAAGUAACGCGAUGCUGUAUAUAAUUUUAUACAAUUUAAGAGAGUUAUUCAGCGUCAGAUUUUAGAACGUCGAUUAAUCGCGUGCCAUGUGUAAGAUCGGGGGCGGAUUGGCCAUCAGCCUUCUGAAAGAUAUCGAGAGAU
Molecule: messenger RNA, 4116 nt
Organism: Atta colombica
Lineage: Eukaryota; Metazoa; Arthropoda; Insecta; Hymenoptera; Formicidae
Exons: 9
Coding region: 591-3506 (971 amino acids)
Molecular function (GO): sequence-specific DNA binding
Source: RefSeq, a predicted model, not a curated record